UCCGAUCGAACCGAGGACACAAAUCAACUGAAAGCUGUCGAUGAUCUCGAGAGAAAUGAUGAUCUUUCCCGUAGACGCGUGCACGCCGUGUCAGGCAUGAAAGCUGGGUGCUUACUUCAACUUCCCCGAGUGAUUCGUUGUUCCACGCGUCUCACAGGUUAUGUGAGACUCGUGCGAGUUGAUCACCCGGAGACACGCAAUCCAAGACGUGUAUCGACGAAUUAUGAUACGACUCAGUCCUUCAUGAGCAUCCUGGUGGCCUAACGAUGGAACGAAACGGUGCCAGGGAGAUGGAAGAACGCCGAUGCAUUCGGGAUACUGGAAGGGCCCUUAAGAAGUACGGAAGCACAGCCAAGCACAUAACGCGAACCGAGAGCUUGAUGAAGCACACAGUGUGCCCUACGGACACCCUCCAAGGAAUAGCUCUUAAAUAUGGAGUUACGACAGAACAAAUUAGAAGGAUCAAUAGAUUAUGGGCAUCGGAUAGUUUAUUUUUACGGGAACAUUUGCUUAUUCCUGUCAGUGCAGACAGUCCUGCCUCUAUGUGUAAUGACGAAUCGAUAGCUUCUGAGGAGCAUGAUGUCCCUCCAAGUAUAUCUAGUCCUUCUUCGAUAUCGUCAUCUAUUGACGAUGAAGGUUCAGUUAAUGAUUUCUUAGCUAAGAUGGAUACCUCGAUAGCCAAUGUCAAGAGAGAUGUCAAACGCACUCAAGGGAACAGUGAAUUUUGCACUGACGGCAAUGACGUUCACGUACAACGACGGCGAGGGUCUGCUAAAUUGCGAAAUUCAUUUCCCACCACAUCGAAUACUUACUCAACGUCCUCCUCUGACUCCACCAGACCAGUGUCCUCUAGUGAUAUGCAUAACUUUCCAACUGCUGUAGUUAUGACGCAAGGAAGAAGAGUAAAGACUUCCUUGCAAAGACUCGAGCAGCAGCAAGAUGAGAUGUUCCAGUUGUAGCGUCUAAGUUUCAUUGGGCUGUAAUAUCCUGUGUGUUGAUUGUUAUUAAAAAGCUUGUAGGAAAGGA
This is a messenger RNA of Cyphomyrmex costatus, 1026 nucleotides long. It is a transcript of the gene red, whose product is annotated as LysM peptidoglycan-binding domain-containing protein red. The record is from RefSeq and is a predicted model, not a curated record. Bases 267 to 959 code for a protein of 230 amino acids. NCBI's taxonomy places the organism in Eukaryota, Metazoa, Arthropoda, Insecta, Hymenoptera, Formicidae. The transcript is spliced from 5 exons.